UGGCAAGGCAUCUCCUUUUUAUCUGUUUUUGGCGCGAAGACUGCACCCCAACUCAUUACCCUCCAAAGUAGGGUUUUACUUCAUUCAAAAUCAGCGUCCCUUUACUCCAUCCUCCAAACCCUAACAAAAAAAUGGAGAAAUUCUCAGGCCAGCUAGAAGAAAUCAGAACCCUUUUGUCUUCAAACACCAAAGCACACAAACCCUUUGCUUACUCAACCCUCUUACACCUCCAAGAACAGUCCAGUACCGAUCCUUCUUCGAUUCAAUUGCUCGCAGAUUCAUCACGCGCACUCCUCUCUCCCAUUCUCACAGACAUCUCGGAUGCCGACGAAGAAAUUGCUUCACAGGCUUUGAAGUGCCUGGGAUUCAUGAUGUACCACUCCUCCCUCGUUGUUGCAAUUCCGAGGAAGGAUGCUAAUAUGAUUGUGGAUUUGUUGGUUAAAGUCAUUCUAACUACCAAAAUGAAGUCCGUUUGUAACUUAGGAGUGUGGUGUAUAUCAAUCCAACAGUUGAAUCCAUUGUUUUUGGCUGAACACUUCCAUUCUUUGUUGGGGGCAGUUGUUCAUGCACUUGACAAUCCUAUUGGUUCCUUGUCAACAACAUUUGAAGCUAUUCAGGCUGUAAUGAAGCUAGCAACUCAGUUAAGUGAGAGGAUGAGAGACGUGUCAAAUAUAUGGGCUCCUCCAAUAUAUAGAAGAUUUGUCAGCAUUGAUAAAAGGGAGAGAGAUAUGUCAGAAAGGUGUUUUCUGAAGAUUAGCUCUACAAUAUUUCCUCCCACAUUAGCUCUCUCCAAGGCAGUCGCGAUAGAUAUGAAGAAAAAAAUGCUUCCUGGCAUGAAGGAGCUGCUGAAUAAUGGUUUGAAGAUUCAAACUAUGAAAGCAUGGGGAUGGUUAAUUCGCCUGCUAGGACCUUAUGCUGUGAAGAAUAGGCAUUUGGUCAAUGAAAUUCUGAAAAUUCCAGAGCACACAUUUUCUGAUAUAGAUCCACAAGUCCAGAUUGCCUCACUGGUUGCCUGGGAAGGUUUGGUUGAUGCUCUCAUUUUCACUCCAGAACGAGUACCUGAGAUAAAUACAGCUCCAGAGCAUUGCAUUCAACAAGUGAAGAAAUCUAUGGGGAGCAAUAGUGGAACCGAAGCAGAUGGAUUUUCGAAAAGCAUAAAGCUCAUAAUGACACCCCUAAUAGGAAUCAUUUCAAGUAAAUGUGAUGUGUCUGUUCACUCAUCCUGCUUGAACACGUGGUCUUAUCUACUACAUAAACUUGAUAACUUCGUGAACUGUCCUUCAGUGAUAAAAACUGUAUGGGAGCCUAUUUUUGAAGCAGUCUUCCGAGUUGGACCUGAAAGUAGGAACAUCUGGUCAUGGAAUUUCUGCCUAGAUCUGCUCGAUAACUUUAUUUUAGCAAGAAGUAAAAUUGUGGAUGAUGACUUGAAUAACCAGGUAAAUGGUCAUUCAUUAGACAAAACCCCUACCAACAGACCUCCAGUAUCUGGCAAGUGCUCACAGAUACAUUAUCCUAUUAAAUGUUUGCCAUGGGGUCUUAGUCAGUUGGACUUCUAUAUAAAGAUGAUUUACAUUAUUGUCACUCAAGGAUCAGCAGUGACUGUCCCCGCUGAAAUCAGAAGCUUGACAUGUGAUGCUGCCUUAGCGAUAUUUGGAUCUGUUCUGAAAGGAAUUCAAUCUGUCUUGAAGAAUCCAGCCAUUGAUUAUAAUGAGGUUAUGCAGUGUUUGAACGCAGUUUUAAGGUUCAUAAAGAAUAUACAUGAAAAUGUGACUUCAAAAGACAGUGACAUUGGUGACUUGCACCAUCUUUCCCUUCAGUUUGUAGAAAUUGUUGCUGAGGAGUUGGAACCUUCUAUGCUGGGAUCCCCUCUUUACAAAGUGGCAUUAGACCUUAAGUACAUUGACAACUUGCAAUCAGUUAUUGAAACUAAGAAAGCAAAGGUACUUGGUAUCUGCUUUUCAGUUUACAUGGAUAUGGUUUCACCAAUUGUUUAUUUAACCACACUCUAUUUCUGUGGGGUGUUUACCUUAGCUUCCGGUACGUCCAAAGCAGAGUUCAUAUUGCAGGGAGUGCACAAAUAUGUAAAGUUCAUAUUGUCUUCCUAUGAUCCCUUGGAAAAUCUCCACACCAUUUUUGGUUUAUUGUAUAAACACAUGGGAUUCAACUGCUUAAAGAUAUGGAUAUCAAUAGCAAAGAGUCUGAAAGACUACAUAGACGGUGUAAAGGAUUUUCCUCUAUUGAAACCGGAGCCUGGAAGUACUGGUCGUCUUGCAAUAUGCCAUCUCUUGUCCUACCCAUUUGUUGUAUGCUCUUGCCCUCAAAAGCAGUUGACCAUGGUGGAAUGUAAGGGCCCCCUCGAAUCAUAUCUCGUUUCCUCACAAUCACAAAGAAAGCUUGAGCUUGAAGAUGUUGUAGACGUGUGGAAGUCGCUUUAUGUCUCUGUUGAUCAGGCUUUGCAGUUUGAGAGUUCAACCUCAAAAAGAUUUGCUGAGGAUCUGACUUCAUUAUUAAAUGGGUGCCUAGUUGAUACAAGCAUGAUUGAGUGUGGCACUGAGCUUGAUCCAAGCAUCAACCACCAUGAUUUUGAUCUGCCUUCUUUAUAUGGCAAUGCUGUGAUAUGUGUUUUUGAACAUAUUCUGGCUUCAGGUGUAAGUUCUAGUGGAAGUAAAGACAAAGAUUGUGGUGACUAUAAGAGAUUCAGUGGCAUCAACAAUUGCUUGGAAUUUGCUGCUAGAUUCAUGAUGCUGUCAUGGACACUAGUAGAAACAAACCCACCAACUGUUCUUGUUCUGACUUCAAGGGUGUUCUCUGCAUUGGUGCGCUUUGUGGGCUGCCUUUACUCAAAGGGAGAAAUGCUUUCAUUUAUGCAGAUAAUAUCUAGUCCUCUGCUUCAGUGGCUAUCACAAAGUGAUGUACCAUACGGGAACAUUAAUCAUCAACUUCAACUCUUAUGGGCCAAAACCCUUAAUUGCUUACAGAGGAGUCGGCCACCAAUAAUCUUUGAUUCAUCAUUCCUUAAACUCCAAGCACCCCUCCUUGAAAAGACUCUAGAUCACCCAAAUCCCGCCGUCUCUGAGCCUACCAUUACUUUCUGGAAUUCCACGUACGGUGAGCAAAUCAGGUUAGAUUAUCCUGAAAGCCUACUCCACGUCUUAGACAAGCUCUCCAGAACCAGAAGACUAAACCUCUGCAGCAGAAGCCCACCAUUCUCUGAUAAAGUUCACUCUAGCGUAGAAGUAAUUACUGCUCCACAGAGAUACAGGGUGAUAGCAACACAGAACAGGAACUCAAAGAGAGUAGAAUUGGUUGAGGAUACAGUGAAUGGUCUUGAGCGCAAUGAUAAGCUGCAUUUGAGUUUAAAGAGAAAAAGACCGGAAUUAACCGAGCAUCAAAAGGAAGUUAGGCGAGCGCAGCAAGGAAGGGAGAGGGACUGUAAUGGACAUGGCCCUGGGAUUCGAACUUACACUGGUGUUGAUUUCUCUCAGGGGAAUGAGUCACAAGAGAGCCAGGAAAUCCGUAAUGCGGAAUCCAUCUUGGAGAUGCUAAGAAAAACCGGUUAACCUUUUGGAUUUCCAGCGCUUGUUUUACAUGUCACUUUCAGCUCACUGGGAUGUGCAGCCAAGCUAUUGAAUGAUGCUCAUCAUGCCUGUCUUUGUCAAUUUUAUGUGGUUAAAAUGUAAUUAAAUAUUUAUUUCAAUCUUUGUACGAUAUGUUGCAUAUAAAAUGGUUGUACUGUUGUGCUAGGCACCGUCAGUGUUAUUUAACAUAACUGUGAAACUGUUGAAUUAAGAUGGUUUUUGUAAACUGGAAGGUGAUGCAAGUGAACCAUUUUCAUUUCGCAAAGCAAUUUAUUGCA
Molecule: messenger RNA, 3856 nt
Organism: Cornus florida
Lineage: Eukaryota; Viridiplantae; Streptophyta; Magnoliopsida; Cornales; Cornaceae
Exons: 10
Coding region: 132-3560 (1142 amino acids)
Biological process (GO): telomere maintenance
Cellular component (GO): nucleus
Source: RefSeq, a predicted model, not a curated record